AUGAGAAUAUUUAUAAUGAAUAUAUUUCUAAUUUGGAUAUAUACCUUAUUACCUUGUGUUAACAGUUAAUGUAAUGAAAUAACAGAUCAAAAAUAGUGUAAUGAAAAUGAAAAAUGUGAAUGGGAUUAUUGGUCAAUUUCAAAAUGUCAAAACAUAUGCAAUCAAUUAAAUACUGAAAAUGAAUGCAACUUUUCAGCAAAUUGUAAGUGGGGAGCUAGUUCUUCCUCAUGUUUAAUCAGAAAAUGCACAGAAGAAUUGCAAUAGGAAAAAUGUUGUCAAAUUGUAUUUACUACAAUAAAUUAGGUUGCUUGUUCUUGGAGGAAUAACGAAUGUUGGGACUCAUCAUGUGUUACAUUGUAAGCUAAAGAGGCUGGUAAAUGCGCUAAUUCGUAUUGCAAUUGGGAUGAGAAACGAAAGCUUUGUUAUGAUAAAAAAUGCUCAGACUAUUAUAAUUAAAUUGAUUGUGAUCAAAUAUCUUUUUGUAGUUGGUAUAAAUACAAAUGCAUAGACAAUGAUAAUGACAAGAUUGAUUAUCAAAAAGGUGAAGAAUAAUGUUGA
Paramecium octaurelia is the source of this 558-nucleotide messenger RNA. NCBI's taxonomy places the organism in Eukaryota, Ciliophora, Oligohymenophorea, Peniculida, Parameciidae. The record is from the annotation of a GenBank genome assembly.